UCAUUCGGUCACUUGCUUCUUCAGCCAUCCCCUUCUCUCUAUAUCUGUCUCAUUCUCUGAAAUUAAGCGCCCUGAAAUGUUCGUAUACUUGUAGGCUAAUAUCAUAUUCAUAGAUGACGGUCGCCGGAGCCGGAGGAGGCGCACACAUCCUGGUGUUCCCUUAUCCUGCGCAGGGGCACCUGAUACCGCUUCUGGACCUAACCAGCCAACUGGUCCGCCAUGGCCUAGCCAUCACCCUUCUCGUCACCCCAAAAAACCUCGCUUUUCUCAAUCCACUUCGCUCCCGACACCCCGCCAUAAAAACCCUAGUUUUGCCGUUCCCGGGGUACGCCUCUCUCCCCGCCGGCGUCGAGAACGUCCAGCACCUGCCGGCGGGAAGCUUCCGCAUGAUGUUUCACGCAUUGGGUGGACUCUACGACCCUCUUCUCAGGUGGUUCCAUGCCCAGCCCUCGCCGCCGGUGGCCAUCAUCUCCGAUAUUUUCUUGGGCUGGACGCAGCACCUCGCUUCCAAACUGGGCAUCCGCCGCGUCGUCUUCUCUCCAUCCGGCGGCAUGGCCGUGGCGGUUAUGAAUUCCUUAUGGCGCGACCUACCCAAAGGAGAAGAUCCGAACGACGAUAACGCUCUCGUCUAUUUCCCUGAGAUUCCAAACUCGCCGGUUUAUCCAUGGCUGCAGGUGUCCCCACUCUACCGGAGCUACGUAGAAGGCGAUCCGGUUUCUGAGUUCUUGAAAGAUGGGUUCCGGGCCAACGUAGCGAGUUGGGGACUCGUGGUGAACUCGUUUAGUGGGUUGGAACGGGCCUAUCUGGCCCACCUGAAGAAAGAAUUGGGCCAUGAUCGAGUAUGGGCUGUUGGGCCGCUGCUGCCUUCCAAUGACGACCAAUCCGGUCCAACUGAGAGAGGCGGGUCCAGCUCGGUUUGGCCCAUAGAUAUUCUUUCCUGGCUCGACAGGUCUCAAGAUGACAGCGUUGUCUAUGUUUGCUUUGGCAGUCAAGCCGUGUUGACCAACGGGCAAAUGGAAGCGUUGGCUUUAGGGUUGGAGAAAAGUGGGGCCAGGUUUUUAUGGUGCGUCAAGGAGCCCACAGCUGGACACGUGUCCGGGAUGUACGGCGCAAUCCCAUCCUCGUUCGAAGAUCGUGCGGCCGGGAGAGGUAUGGUCGUACGAGGCUGGGCCCCGCAGGUGCUGAUACUGCGUCACCGAUCCAUCGGCGCGUUCUUGACUCACUGCGGGUGGAACUCGGUCCUGGAGGCGAUAUACGCCGGCGUGCCGAUGCUGGCUUGGCCCAUGACAGCGGACCAGUUCGUCAACGCGACGUUGCUGGUGGACGAGCUGAAGGUGGCCAGAACGGUCUGUGAAGGAGCUGGUGCGGUUCCCAACUCCGACGAGUUGGCUCGGUGUUUGGCAGAGGCAGUGGGGGAAAAAAGAGAAGAAAGGGUCCGUUCGGCAAAGUUGCGUGAAGCAGCACUGGAAGCCAUGAAAGACGGAGGAAGCUCUUCAAAAGAUUUGGUUGAUUUAGUAACGCUUCUUUCCGAUGGUGCUGUGAAUUGGUCAUCCAGAAGCGUGGCCACGCCAACUGGGUAAAGUAAAUCUCUACCUAUAUUCCUAUAUUAUAUAAACAAGCCAGAAUUAUAUAUAAUACUCUCUCUCUCUCUCUCUCCCCCAAUAUCCAUUUUAGACCUUGUUGUUCGUCGAUGAAACCCAUGUUACAAAAGGAGGAUAUGGCCCUUCACUUUCAUUCUAGCAUGUCUUCUCUUCUCUGCAAAACUGGCCACCAUGUGGGCUUGGCUUGCUGGCUGCAACUUCUUAUCCUCCCUACCAAUAAUAAUUUUGUAAAAGACUAGUGGUUUAGUAGACGUCACGGUAGAACGUUGAAUAAGAAGAUGUUAAUUAUUGGGCUUAAGUUGUAAUUACAUGACAUGAUGACAAAUAGUAUAUAGAAAUCCGA
This is a messenger RNA of Diospyros lotus (date-plum), 1944 nucleotides long. Its product is annotated as UDP-glycosyltransferase 89B2-like. Bases 114 to 1580 code for a protein of 488 amino acids. The record is from RefSeq and is a predicted model, not a curated record. Gene Ontology annotation, molecular function: UDP-glycosyltransferase activity. The transcript has a single exon. NCBI's taxonomy places the organism in Eukaryota, Viridiplantae, Streptophyta, Magnoliopsida, Ericales, Ebenaceae.